Messenger RNA from Radiomyces spectabilis, 1778 nucleotides. RefSeq names its product UTP--glucose-1-phosphate uridylyltransferase family. Gene Ontology annotation, cellular component: cytoplasm. NCBI's taxonomy places the organism in Eukaryota, Fungi, Mucoromycota, Mucoromycetes, Mucorales, Radiomycetaceae. The record is from RefSeq and is a predicted model, not a curated record. Gene Ontology annotation, biological process: glycogen metabolic process; UDP-alpha-D-glucose metabolic process. The transcript has 5 exons. Bases 50 to 1567 code for a protein of 505 amino acids. Gene Ontology annotation, molecular function: UTP:glucose-1-phosphate uridylyltransferase activity.
GCUUUAUUCAGUUUUUUUUUCUUCUUUCUUCUCGUCUCGCUCAUACAUCAUGUCGUCCUUUCAAAGAAAGCCUUCUGCCAACGGUGACAGACACCACCCUCACACACUUUCCACCCUCGAUUUCCAAGGUGCCAGUUCAGCUGCUGCUGCCAAGGCAAUGAAGUCCGAAUUGAGCAAACUCGGUUCCCACAUCACGAAUGAGGACCAACGCAAAUACUUUGCCCAGGAAAUGGAUGGCUUCUAUAUGCUGUUUACACGUUUCCUUGAUGAGAAGGCCAAGGGUACCAAGCUGGACUGGGAUAAAAUUCAAUCGCCUUCAUCUGAGCAAGUGGUUCCCUACAGCGAUCUCUCCGAAAGUCUUUCUUCCAGCGAAUUAGAUAAAUUGGCCGUGCUUAAAUUGAACGGUGGUUUGGGCACCACCAUGGGCUGCGUCGGUCCAAAGUCUGCCAUUGAAGUGCGCGAAGGCAUGACCUUCCUCGACUUGAGUGUUCGCCAGAUCGAGUAUCUGAACAAGAAGCAUGAUGUCAAUGUGCCGUUUAUCUUGAUGAACUCUUUCAAUACGGAUGAAGAGACAAAGCGCAUUGUGCAAAAGUAUGCAAGCCAUAACGUCGAUAUCAUCACCUUCAACCAGAGCCGUCAUCCUCGUAUCAAGAAGGAAUCAUUGUUGCCUGUGCCUCGUUCUGCCGAUUCGCCUAUUGAACAAUGGUAUCCUCCUGGCCACGGUGAUUUGUAUGAAUCGCUUUACAACUCCGGAUUGUUGGAUCAGCUUUUAGCUCAGGGCAAGGAGUAUCUCUUCAUCUCCAACGUUGAUAACCUUGGUGGUACCGUGGAUUUGAACAUCUUACAUCAUAUGGUCGAGAAGGAUGCGGAGUUCUUGAUGGAAGUGACUGAUAAGACCAAGGCCGAUAUCAAGGGUGGUACCUUGAUCGAUUAUGAUGGUCAUAUCCGUCUUUUAGAAAUUGCUCAGGUACCGGAUGAGCAUGUCGAAGAUUUCAAGUCUAUCAAGAAGUUCAAGAUCUUCAACACCAACAACUUGUGGAUCAACCUCAAGGCCAUCAAGCGCGUUAUGGAUGAAGAGGGCAUGGAAUUGGAAAUCAUUGUGAACCACAAGACUACCGAGAGCGGUGAAAAGGUGAUUCAAUUGGAAACUGCCGUCGGUGCUGCCAUUAAGCACUUCAAGAAUGCCCACGGUAUCAAUGUGCCACGUACUCGUUUCUUGCCUGUGAAGUCGACUUCCGAUCUUUUCUUGGUGACUUCAAACCUGUAUUCCCUGGUGCACGGUGAGUUGGUGAUCAACCCGAAGCGUAUGUUCAACACAGUGCCUCUGGUGAAGCUGGGUGAUCAUUUUAAGAAGGUCGCGCAUUUCCAGAACCGAUUUAAGACGAUUCCUCAUAUCCUCGAACUGGACCACCUUACAGUGACGGGUGAUGUCACUUUUGGCUCUCACGUCGAACUUCGUGGCACGGUCAUCAUUGUGGCCAAUCACGGAGAACGUAUCGAUAUCCCUUCAGGCUCCAUUCUCGAGAACAAGGUUGUCACUGGCAACCUGCGCAUCCUUGAUCAUUAAAACAAAACGGAAACCGGUUGUACUUUCCCUAUACUUAUUUGUCUAAAAUAAUAUACUGUAUGUUCAUAUCCACAUAAUUAAAUUUUUGGGAAAUUAGCGAUUUGUAAAUCACAUCAACACUAAGUUAUCAGGACCUGUUGAACCUUUUUUUUUUAUCUUUCAACCAUGCCUCGCUGCCCACUUUCACGAUAAUAGGCGAAACAAUCAGCAG